Messenger RNA from Pectinophora gossypiella (pink bollworm), 5244 nucleotides. RefSeq lists its product as uncharacterized. The record is from RefSeq and is a predicted model, not a curated record. The transcript has 9 exons. NCBI's taxonomy places the organism in Eukaryota, Metazoa, Arthropoda, Insecta, Lepidoptera, Gelechiidae. Gene Ontology annotation, molecular function: carbohydrate binding. Bases 316 to 1806 code for a protein of 496 amino acids.
UUCGCCACCGUCAGACGUGGUGGCGUGUUCGACAUUUGUCUUUCGAACUACGACUUUCGAAUUUCGCAACAUGCUCGCGAGUGACCGCUAUUAUAUUACCGUUCGUUAAAGUGUACGUGACAAAGUUCUAAGGGUUGAUUUCAGGAUACUGGAUUUCUUGUGUUGUGACUGAGGAUUAUUUAUUUUUAAAGCUUUCGAUUGCUACGUCUUUCAAAGGGGCAAUAUGAGUUCGUAUAUAUCAGGGGCGAUGGAGUUGAAAACGUCGCGAUGCAUCGAGUCGGAGUGUUAAGUGAAGUGUGCGCAUGAGUAUCAGACAUGUCGGGGAAAACAGGACUGCUCGCUGUGCUAUGGAUUGCCACCUUUCCGCUCUACCGAGCUGAUAACCUUGAGCUCCUGCUGGGCACUCUUCGAACGCACCAGAAAGCUGCUUGUGAUGAAGAGAUGGUGACCCUCAUAUGCCCCAGAGGAACUACCAUCAGCAUCCAAGUGGCACAGUACGGGGCGUCUGUGACCCCAGGAUCAUGUGCCUCAGAACUUGCGGAGUACCAGCCGGUUGCGGUUGAGGUGGUUGGAGAAACCUCGUGCAUUUGGCCUAGUGCUUUGCAAUACUCAUUACUUCAGACUGUGGUGGAGGCUUGUCAGAAGAAGCGGCAAUGCAAGUUCCACACGAGCCCUAAAGCCUUCGGAGUGGACCCCUGUCCUGGUUCCAGGAGGUUCGUCGAAGUUGCCUACAAAUGCCGUCCUUAUGAGUUCAGAAGUAAGGUGGGGUGUGAGAACGACGUGCUCCACCUUAGCUGCAACCCUCACUCCAGGGUUGCCAUCUACUCAGCCCAGUAUGGCAGGACCGAGUACGACUCCAUUCAAUGCCCACAGCCUAGAGGAAUGAAGGAAGAGACCUGCUUGGAGCCGUACGCGACAGAGACAGCAAUGCGGGAGUGUCACGGGAAGCGACGCUGCGUGCUGGCAGCAGACCAUAACAUGUUCGGCAGACCCUGCAGAACUGGGAGUCGAACUUACCUGAAGGUGGUUUAUACUUGCGUCCCUCGGACGGUCCUCAAAGAGAGGUACGAGAGUGCCCCAGAAGAGGACGAGGUUGCUCACGACGUGUCGGAUCUUGAACACGACGAUGUCGAUGAGUCGAGUGAUCGGUGGUGGGGGGAAUCGGCCGUGCCACCAGCUCCAGCAGUAGCUGCGGUUCCACCUCAGAGGCCUUCGAUGUCCACCAGCAUUAACGCCACCAACAGGGAUGAGCCUUCAGCUUCACCACCAAGACAACAGGCUCCUAAAGAAGAUGAUUUCAACAUCAUGUACGUGUACAUCAUCGCUGCAGUAGCCGUGGCCAUUAUCCUGUGCAUUCUUGUCGGGAUAAUCCGAUGCGUCAUGCAUAAACAGAGUACAGCCCAGCCCAAAGGCCCGGACGUCUCCGCCACCACCGAGAUCCCUAAUGGCUUUAACGACAGCAUAUCAGAAGUCGACAACGACAUCAACAUCACUAGCCUCUCAGGGCCAGUGGAUACCGUCGACUCUAGCCUCAAGCCUGAAGUCCAAUUCACCAACGUUGCAUUAAGCCCCAAAAUCAACAGAUACGUUGGGCGGCCCGUCCCGAACACCUACCCUCAUGUUAGCACAAACAUGUACGGACAAGUGGCAGAAUUCCCAAUAGAGAUGCCCCUGCGAACUAUGCCCCACGGCACGCUCGGCCGCGGUGUUGCGGUCAAAACCCUCCCACGUGUCCAUGUGCCCGAAUCAGACCCAAACACCCGGAGUUUAUAUCGAUAUUCAAACACCCAAUACUACUUUGGGUGACAACAGGAUAACACUCAGUGUUCAGAUGUAUCCAGGACUUACUGUUUCUAGUUAAAUGACGUUUUGUAGUGAAGUGUAAAUAGCCGACAUAGUGGAAAAGUUUGUAAUGACCUACUUUUAAAUACGGAAACUGUGAUAUUAAUUGAAACUUUCCUAUUGUACUGCUGAAGUUUUCGAACUUGUAGACGAGUGAAUGCAUUGUGUAGUGUUUUGUUGCUAUGUUGGCAAAUGUGUUUCUUUGUAAGUCAAACUUUUCACCUUUAUGACGAUCGAUUUGUAAGUUUUAAUUUACUUCAAACUGUACCUUGAGUAAGUUUAAAAUCAAAUUACCUAUAUAAUAUAAUUACUUCAGUCGUUUGAAGCGUCUGUUUGUCACAUCCAGAAAUAAUUAAUGAGAUUUAGUCGCAUGCUUUGAAACUUCGAACAACGUAGUGGGUAUAUAAACUUGUGUUCAAGCAGACUAGAUACCUUUAUUAAAUGUUCCCAAUUCCGGGUUCGGCGAUAUUAGCAAACAUGAAUAAAGCUGCUUUAUUGGUUUGUAUUCUAACUAGAUACAAUGUGACUGUGUUAAAUUCUCUUUAUAAUCUUGUUUGUUAUAAUCGUAUCGUCGAGAUAAUGGUAGGCAUACCAUUAUCUCGACGAUAGAACAGGCAUGUUAUUUGCAGACAACACAUACUCGUAUUGUUCGUUUUAUCGAAUCUAUGGAACCCGAUGAAACGGAUGCAGAUGUAAAGUACCAUUAAUUUUAUUUUUUUGCUGUUUGAUUCAGGUAUUCAGGUAGUCAUUUUAUAUAAUUUAAUUUUACAAAAUUCAAACGAAACUUUUAUUUCAAAAGCGUUAUGCUCUAAUGAAAAUAUUAUCUUGUAAUGAGUGAAGUCAAUCCGAGACGUCUGAUGGUAAAUGAUUUGAAAGAAUUAAGAGUAAGGUAUCUUAGAUGUUAUUCCUAUUAUAUUUAAAGGGUUUUUGCUUCAAAUAUUUCUGGCUGUUUGUUGUCCAGAGUCGUCUCCGAGGACUUCCUUUAUAUCGCGGUAAGCAGUCAACAGUUCGGUUCUGAAAAGAUUUGUCCGGCCAAGUAAUUAAUGCUAUUUGCCGAAAUAUACAAUAGGUCACGUCAAAAAAAAGUUUCUGAAAAGUACCCUAACUCAGUACCUAUCGCGGUUUCAAUUUCAACUUUCAAUCUCAAUCUGCAAAUUUUCUAUCAAUUAGUUUCAACAGUUUAAGCGUGGGAAGUUAAGAGAGUUCCUUUCGCAUUUGAAAUAUCAGUAUGGAUAACAUGUCUGCGUUAAAUAUAAAAAUAUGGCAAAGGUUUUUAAAACCUCUUCGAUAAAUAAACCAAAUCUCUUUGUUCCACAUUAUAAUAUAGUGUCUGUUUUGUUAUCUGUGUUACUAUAAAUCUUAUAUGUAUAUAAAUACGUUGCCACAUAAGAAACCUAUAAGAUUAUAAAGUACUUAUCGAUAUUGUUACCUAACCUCAAAAAUGUAAUUCCUAUGUCCGAAUAUAUGUUGAAAAUUGUAUUUAAUAUAAUAAUUACAUAUAUAAUAAUAUACAUGUAUGUCUACAAGUUUGAAAACAAACUAUAAAAGUUGAGAGAACGAUAAUAUUAUGUUGUGAAAAUAAUUUAUGAGUUGUUUGAAUAUACCUAGUGUUAUAGUUUUUAAUUGAGUUUAUAAUUAUAACCAUCACAUAACGGGAACAUUGUUGGCUUCAUUUUGCCAUUGGCCGGAUUAAAUGCACCUAACAAUGUUAUUUCGGAAUAUAGCAACACCAGUAUUUUCAUAUUUUGUACGUGGAAUUUAAUAUGAAACGGAAUUAAUUUUUAAGGGUUAACCGCAUUGACGUGGGACGUGGUAUGGCAUUAUGGCAUCUCAUAACCGUGCAACAUAGGGUUAUGUGGAUACCGGUAAAAAUAUUUUACCACAUGGGUUAUACUAAAGGUUCCGGGUUCAAUUUUCGGCUGGGGUAUCUUAUAUACAUAAACAACUUAAUAAUCCCCUACUUUGAUUCAACAAUCUGUGUAGCGCUAAACAACUCAUUUCAUCAUCGGUUUCUUUGUCAUAACCGAGUUUGUCUUUACAUCCAAAACUAAGUCACUCCCCGGACACUCCAUACAAAAAUUUCAUUAUUAUCAUGCAAGCAAAACGGACAGCUCGCGCUAAUACCCCUUAUUUACGGAAAUUUAGACUAAAGUGUGACCUAGAGGGGGUGAGGUAAUAAUAAAUAUACCUCGGCGCCCGGAACGAAAUGGUGCGGGGCUACCGUUCGUUGGUUCUAUACGCUGUGUUAUUCUUUAUUCUAUGACCGUGUUCUAAAUGUCUGUAGAAUAAGAAUAAAAUAAAUGUAUUUUACAGUUUACGUUUUUCUUUAAAAACGAAGUAAUUUUGAAUAUUACGAAAGGAAAAGGCUCAGCUUGUGCUGUGAUGGAGUCGUGCUAUGGCUCCAUCCAGAAAUCAUUUAAUGCUUGUAUAAAGUCGUGAACCGAUCCUUUUAAAAUUCAAACCCCAUUGUUUAAUCGUUGUCUGGAAAUCUGGACCGCAAGGGGUUAAAACAAAUAUUUGAGAUAUAUUCCUCGUAGCGCAACCAGCAGUUGCGCACCCGCGCAUUGCGCACUUAGCCUAAUCCUCGUAGCGCACCUAGAAAAUUCUAAUAUUUUUUUUAGCAGGUGCGCUACGAGGAACGAAUUUUAUUAUAAUAUUUUAUUCCUCGUUGAGCACCUAUGACGUAUGAAACCUAGUGCGAUAACUUUCAAUAAAAUACACCGCACUACACAACGAGGAAUAGGCUGGGUGCACAACGACUGGGUGCGCGACGAGGAAUACAUCAUAUUUGAAGCAGGAAUAUAUUAUAUUGUUUUGGUACUAGACAGAGAAUAUGAGGGGUAUGAUUCAGACCGUGAUUCUGAGUUGAUAUUAAGUGGAAUUUCCUGUCGGAAAAUUCAUGAAAAUUUUAAUGUUUUCUGAAAUUAUUUUCCGUUCCAUACUUUUGCGACGGAAAAUACCACUUGAUAUCAACUCAGAAUCAUGGCUUGAAUUAUCUCUCAAAGUUUUCGUUCUGAUGUCACUAACACCCUGUAUAUACCCUUAAUGAGCGUGGGAGUUUAUCUUAGUGGGCGGGCAUAUAAUUAAAGAGAACAUUAUUAAAUUACUUGCACGUGCAAUUAGUCAACAAAUAACUCAUAAUUCCCAUAUAAUAAAGUCCUGUUUGUGACAAACCGCUACAUCCAAAAUAAAGCCAAUGAAAUUCCUAAAAUACUAGACCAUAAUACGGCAUUUAAAGGUACUUCUAGGUACAACUAUGUUCUAGUAGUAGGUACCUAUUAAAAGACUGGUCGGUUCAAUAACAUGAAACCGAACUAGUGGUCGGGUUUCCAUACAAAACGACUGACUACGCCUACCCAAAUGUAUAGUAAAAUGAAGUAAACUAUUAUGUAUGUUGUACAG